Molecule: messenger RNA, 4160 nt
Organism: Xiphophorus hellerii (green swordtail)
Lineage: Eukaryota; Metazoa; Chordata; Actinopteri; Cyprinodontiformes; Poeciliidae
Gene: fsaf1
Product: 40S small subunit processome assembly factor 1
Exons: 9
Coding region: 122-853 (243 amino acids)
Source: RefSeq, a predicted model, not a curated record
CACUCCGCUCCGCUAGUGUGUUGCGCGUUGUGUGUUAUCACGUGUGUUAUUAUUCAUAAAUCAAGUUAGCCACACAUUUUGUGUUGUUUUCUUUUAACUUUCUUGAGUUCACCAUCUGAAAAUGAGUUCAGAGUUAGAUGAGGACCGUUUGUUUCUGGAGCAGGUUCUGGAUUCACUUUAUGAGUUUGGAUCAGAAACAAAAAAGAAGCUCAAAACCCAAAAGAAGAAAAAACGAAAACAAUGUGAAGAAGAAGAAGAAGAAAAACUUCAUGCAGUGAAGAAAACCUGCAGCGACGAUGAAGGCAGCAGAAAUGCUGAGAUUCAGCAACCAAACAUCGAACUGAAAGAUUCAAAUGUCCAGCUGCAGAACAAAGUGGAGGUUGUCACAUUUCAGGAUCCCAGGAAGAAAAUCAAAACCAAACCGUCUCCCGUCUCAACCAGGAUCCCAGUUAAAUCACCACAGGACUCUCGGCAAGCAGAGCAGGAACAAAUCAACCAGGAAGAACAGCUCAGUUUGGAAAAGGCUCGGCUGGAGGUCCAUCGGUUUGGAAUAACGGGCUACAGGAAGGAGCAGCAGCGCGUUUUUGAGCAGGACAGAGCCAUAAUGCUGGGAGCCAGGCCUCCAAAGAAGGAGUACGUGAACUACAAGGUGCUGCAGGAACAAAUCAAAGACAAGAAGCAGAAACAAAGCGAGGUGCUUCAGCCGGACAAGAAGAAAAAGAAGAAGAGUAAUCAAAGAGACAAAAAGAAACAACCAGCCUCUGGUUCUGGUUCUGGUCAGGUGGGUCAGUUCAAGAACGGCAUGCUGAUCCUCAGUUCGAAGGAGAUCCAGAAAAUCAAAGGCAAAAGAUGAAGGGAAAAGGUGGGAUUAAUCCAAUGGAGCAGGACGGAAAUGGCAGCAGACUGGAGGAGGGAGUUAGUCAGUGAAACAAUCCAGACUUCCUGAUAAGACACUGACCUGUAGCAGUAGCUGGAAUGAUUCAAGAGUCAGACAUCUUGAGCAGGGAAUCGUGGCCAGACCUAAACAUGCCAACACAAAGAGACUGGGGCAUAUUAAUUUCAGACCCCACUUUAUUUAUUUCCCUUCUUAUAAAGUACCCAAAAAGGAGACAAAGCUGUUUCUUUUAUUUUUCAUGUUUAGGUUUUAAAAAUUAUGGAGUUGACUCUGUGUUUUCAUCAUUUACAAACAAUGUAGUCGUACAAAACAUUUACAUUGGCAGCAGGGGACAACUAGAGGACAAAAUUGAGGUAAUAAAAAAGAAAAAGUUACGCAUUUUCUUUGAUGAAUAAAUAUAUAUACACAACAAGAGACAGCAGAAGCAAAAGCAGUUUUUCUAACACUCAAGCCUGAAUUUACAAAGCUCAUCUCCAGCCUCACCAGGCUUCAGAAGUAAAGACUUGAUGUUGAAGGGACGAUGUGAAAGUUAAUGAAAAAACACAGUUGGUCGGGUUGUUUGAGGUCACAGUUACUUUUCUCACAGCUGCUUCUUGGUUUCAUUUUUGAAUUACAAAAUGAGGAGCAUGAGAGACGAAGAUUCAAGCUAAAACCUGGAUGGAUUAAUAUUAAUGUUAAUUACCAUCAGUAAUUAACAAAUCUAUGUUAUCAGCAGCAAUAUGACACGUUUGGUCAGUGAUCAAAUUUAAACAUAAGUGUGACGGCAUAUUAGGGCCAUUGUACAUUGAAAAAAAGUACAUUUCCAACAACAACAAAAAAAAUCUAAAUUUUGAUAUGAGUCUUUUCUAGAAAGAAAAUUCUGUGAAUUGAAAAGUCUAAACUUUUCAGAAAAACUCAGAAAGUAUUGAGGAAAAAAACUUGAAAUAUUUGCUAGAAAAACCCCCCUCAAAUUUUGAGAUUGAUCUCAGAAACUUUCAAGAAGAAACGGUCAUUUCUGAGUUUCAACGGUCAAAACUUGGCUAGAAUUUUUUUUUAAUUUUUGAGAAAAAUCAUUAAAAUUUCUGAGCUUAAAUUAACAAAUUUGCAAGAAAAAAAAUCUGAAAUUUUGAGAUUAAUCUCAAACAUUUUCUAGAAAGAAUGUUUUCAACAACAGAACCUCUUUAAAAUUUGAAAAUUUUCUCAAACAAUUCUGAUAUUUUUAGAUUAAUCAGAAAAUUUCUAGAAAAAACUUAAGUUCUUAGUUUGAAGAGUUUAAAAAUUGCUAUAAAAACUCAGAAAUUUUGAGAUUAAUCUCAAAGUUUCCAGAACAAAAUGGAAAUAUACGUAUUUUUGGUAGCAAAUUUUGACUUUUCAAACUUACAAAAUUUCUACGUUUUUUCUUGUAAAUUUUCAACUCAGAAAUUUCCUUGUUUUUUUUUCUAGAAAAUUUCAGAUAUUCUAGCAGAAAUUUACUCCCUGUUUUCUAUCUACAGUGGCCCUAUGCCGUGAUCCAUAACUAAUUUGAUAUCUGCACGUUUUAAAUUUAGAAAGAUACUUUCCUAUUUUCCCAGCAAUGUAAGUUAAAUCUAAGAAAGAAGUGACAUUCAUAGGUGGGUAUCAGGUAAAGGGACAUGCUAAACAAGCACAAAUACAAAACAACACUUAAACAGGAGUGUCUGCAUGAAUCAAAUCAAUCACUUGUUGUUUUUGUCACAUUUUUAGAUGAAGAAAAUAUGUAGCUAAAGUAUCAUCUGAAAUCACUGAAACGUAAGGAGUUAGAGCACCAUAAACAAAACCUGGCGCUCAGAAAGAAAGGGUUUUUUUUUUUUUUUUAUGCAAUGGAUGUAAUGUUCCAGCUUAACUACUGGGCUGAAAUCUAUUUCUGGUUACAGUAAAUUCAGCCACCAGGAAGGUUUUUGAUCUGGAGUGGGAGGUGAAAGGAGGGCCAGAGCUGUGCAACCAAGCUGAUCAAAAUAAAGCCCUGAGUUGGAAACUGGUUUUAGCAAAUCAGGACACAAGUCGCCUUCGGCUGAUGCUCACAUAUUUGACACUUGUCAAAAGUCUCUUACAUCCUGACCACUUUGCCAUGCUAAAAAUGCUCAAUUAUAAAGUUAAAUACAUACGUUUUAAUGUCAAUUCAAAUGUAAAAGAAAAAAAACACCAAUUACUUUUUAUGUUGCAAAAGUACUCCUUUUGUUUGUUGCCAAUAGCAACCAAAUAACACAACGUUACAGCUAGAUUUUUUCCCCCUGUCAUACCAGCUACAAACAAUAAAAUAAAACAUAGUGGAGUUAUGUUGAUGUAUUGUUCAACAAUUAAAAAUGUUGAACGUUUUUGUCAAUAUGUAACUAAUGCCAAAUAACUAAUUGCCUACAUUAGCUGCUCGGUGCUAACGACCUAGCGGCUAUUGUUGCCAAACCCUGCUGCCUACGGUGAUAUUAUGGGCUAAAAACUAGACUUAAGAGGAACAGAGUGAGAUAAAUGUGAAAUAUUUAAGGAGAAAUUUUGCUUUAGAAAUAUAUAAUAUCGGUUUUGGACAUUUUUCUGCUAGUAAUGUUGGCAGGCUAAUGCUAGCAACCGCUGUCUUUAUAUUUUAAUGGCAGCUAUCAUUCAUCGAUGUUGGACCACUGCCAAUGCUAGCAACCUGCCUACCGACAAAUGUACUGUGCAUAAGAGAAAAAAAUCUGAAGAUUUUAUAUUUAUUUUAGUUUAAAAAUAUAUUUCACUGUGUUAUGUAGUAGUUUCUAAGAAUUUUUAAGCUAGUUGAUCAUAUUAGUGUUGUAUUGACUGCUAAACACUAUAGCCUAGCUGCUAAUGCAAAUAACUACAGUUAAUGUAUUAGUCGGACCCUUGGUAGAUUUAGACUUAAAAUUAUUUUAUUUCAAGUAUUUUUCUGAUAGAAAAUGAAACAAAAUGACAAAUUGUGAUAGGACUAGUUGUGGCUGCUUUGAGAUGAAAGCACUAAAAGUCUAAACAAUGGGGCGUGUUUCAGAAAUAAUUUGUAAUUACCCCAUGUAAAUAUUGAAAAGGGAUUUUAGACAACACCUUUAACAAAAGAAAAUAAAUAUAUCAUCAUAUGUUUAAUAAAUUAGAAGUUUUAGAUAUCAUUCUUCCACUGGCUUCUUCCAUUUAAAAGAUAAAUAUGUUUAUAAAAUACAAAACAUACUACAUGAUUUUUAAUAAAAACAUUACCUGAUCGAAUGCCGUUAAAAUACCAGGUUUUUCCACCUUUGUGCAUUUGAGUUUGUUCACGCUGUUUGUGUAAAAUAAACGGGCAUUUAUGAUA